AUGAAAGCUGCUGUGAUCGUGUGUGUCCUGGGGCUGGCGCUAGCUCAAGACAACAAUGUUCUGCAAAAGUUUAACGGUAGAUUCAGUUGGAACUUUGGAGAUCCUGGAACAGGCUCAAAUUCAAACUCAAAGGACGGGGGAACAAUCGGAACCGGAACUGGGACUGGGACUGGGACUGGGACCGGGACAGGGACUUCAACAAAUGUGUGUGUGGCAGACCAAGCAUCGUGUGGGUGCUGUCUCAUGCAUCAGAUGAUCGACAGGAUGAAGAGGAGCUUUAACCACAGCUUGACAGAACUCCAAGGAGAACUCGACAAAGCAAUGGACUUACUCAAGCAGUUCAGAUCUUCUCGCAAUGCCUUCUCUGUCGCCCUCUUCACCGACAACACAAAGAGAUGCUACGGUCCUUUCAGAGACGACACCCUGGUCCAGUACAAGCACAUCUUCCUCAACAUGGGAAACCACUACGACGACACCACCGGGAUCUUCACCGUCCCACGCACUGGGGUCUACAGCUUAUCCCUCACCGUCUACAGUGACGCCGGGGCCCCUGGGAACACCCUGGCCGCUUGCGCAACUCUCCAGGUGAACGGACGCAAGAUCACCGCCCCGAGAGAGGUGGGCAUGCAGGACUCCGAGGACAGCGCCAGCAACUCCAUCGUGAUCAAGCUGCAACUGGGAGACAAGGUGACCAUUAAUCUGCCCAUCGGCUGCUUCCUCUGCGAUGACAAGAACCACUACAAUACGUUCAGUGGGUUCCUGCUUUACAUGACUGAAUGA
Messenger RNA from Knipowitschia caucasica, 780 nucleotides. The record is from the annotation of a GenBank genome assembly. Lineage: Eukaryota; Metazoa; Chordata; Actinopteri; Gobiiformes; Gobiidae.